UGCAGCAUGGUGGUGAAGGACCAAACGUGUAAAAACAACAUUGACAGUUUAUGGAUUUAAUGCGUCGGUAAUUUCUCCAGCAGCUGUUAACGUAGAGGAUUUGGUUACUACUACUGCUGACGUGUUGAACGAGACAAUCGUAAAAGAAUGCCUCACCGAAAGAAAAAAUCAUUCAUUGAGAAGAAGAAGGCUGUGACGUUUCACCUGGUCCACAGAAGUCAGAGGGAUCCCCUUGCUGCAGAUGAGAAAGCCCCACAACAUGUUCUUGUACCCACCAGUAAGUUGGAGGCAGAAAAGAGAUGGGAGGAACAGAGAAGCUUUGGUGUGUUCUUUGAUGAUGACUACAACUACCUGCAGCAUCUGAAGGAGGCCUCCAGGCCCUCAGAGUUGGUGGCAGCCGGUCCCCUGAAAUCAGACAAACGACUUUUUGACCUCUGUGAUGAAGGGGAAGAGGAUGAGGGCGAAGUGGACCAUGACACUCCUGUGGCCAGCAUCAACCUACCCUCCUCAGUGUUUGCUUCAGAUUUUGAAGAGGACGUGGGACUUCUGAACAAAGCUGCUCCCAUCUCAGGACCCAGGCUGGACAUGGACCCUGACAUUGUGGCUGCUCUCGAUGAGGACUUUGACUAUGAUGACCCAGACAACAUUCUGGAGGACGACUUCAUCAUCAAGGCCAACGAUUUGAAUUCAGCAGUGGAGAAAGAAAGUGAUGAUGAGGAGUGGGAGGAUACAGACGAGGAGUGCAGCGAGGAUGAAGACUUUGACUCUGAGGGAGGUUUUUCUGGUGAGGAGGGAAGUGGACGAGAGUUCAUGUUCAUGGAUGAAGAAACAAAGAGUCGCUUCACGGAGUACUCCCUGACCUCUUCAGUCAUGAGGAGGAAUGAACAACUCACCCUGCUUGAUGACCGCUUUGAAAAGUUUUAUGAGCAAUUUGACGAUGACGAAAUUGGGGCCCUGGACAAUGCGGAGCUGGAGGGCUUCAUUGAACCGGACAGCGCUCGUUUGCAAGAGAUCAUCAAAGACUACUUCACACAAAAACAGAAAGAAUGCCUGAAGCCUGAUGACCUUGGUCCUAAAGAACUACCUGCUUUAAAAGAAGAGGAGGAAGAUGAAGAGGAAGAGCAGGCCAUGGAGACUAUGAUCAUCAAGGCCCCAGAGGAGAAGUGGGACUGUGAAACCAUUAUCAGCACAUACUCAAACCUAUAUAACCGACCCAAAGUCAUUGAAGAGCCGCCAAAGCUGAAGCCCAUCAGAGUGUCCAACAAGACAGGCAUACCGCUGGACGUACUCCCUAGUAGGGGUCCAACCGCCAAGCAAGCUGAGCGCAUGGAAAGGAUCAACGACUCAGACUUACCCCGUGUUUGCACCCAGCCCCGCAACAAGGAGGAGAGCAAGGAGGAAAGGAAAGCCAGGAAACAGACCAUAAAAGAGGAGCGCAAGGAGAGGAGAACAGAGAAGAAGGCUAACAAGGUGGCAUUCAAGCAGGAGAAAACCCGACAGGAGAAGCAGAUGUUGAACCUGCGAACUAAUGUUCAGGGUCUGAAGCUGUCAUAGCGGACUUAAUCAAAAGCUACCUGCUCAAACUGACUGUCUUUCUUUUUUUUUUUGCCUGUUGAUGGCUUCACCAGUAGCAGCCAAUACUUGGUUGCAAGUCACCACCUCCGUGCAGCCCAAGUGAAAAGACUAGAACUCAGGUGCUAAGACAUUUCAGUUUGUCAACUCGAUCAGGGCCGAGUUUUCCAAAAUCCUCUUAAUACAAGUACUCCAGGACAAAGUGGGUAUUGCACAUUGGUGACUUUAUUAAAUAAGCCAUAUGGCAUUCAUAUCACUGUGUUUUGUACUCUUUUCUUUUCCCUAAAUGCCGUGGCUCCAAAAAGUGUUUGAGUUCAUUCACAUCAGGGAGGGAAGCAUUUUUGAAAAUUCGUGCCUGUGCAACCCACAUUUUAGUGUGGACAAUGCUGAUUACCAACUAACCACACUUACCAGCUAUUUACCGAUCAUGAUGGGCUUUGAAAGAAACUGCAGAAUGUUAGAAGGUCAAUCAAAUUGACUGCCUGUCCCUUUUUAAAUCCCACCCCAACGGAAAUGUGUCGCAUUGCAAAAGCUCACGAUGCCCUAAAUGCCGUUUCAUGUGAUAUUUUAAACAUAUUGCAAUGUAGAACAAUGUUAGCUUCAGAAGAGCAUGAAAGAAAAAUGGGAUCAAUAUUUAUGUCCCUGAAAAUCUUUAUUAAACGCAACUGAACUGAUUAAACAUAACGGGUUGAAUCUGUGUAAA
Messenger RNA from Lampris incognitus (smalleye Pacific opah), 2275 nucleotides. RefSeq names its product LTV1 ribosome biogenesis factor (gene ltv1). The record is from RefSeq and is a predicted model, not a curated record. Gene Ontology annotation, biological process: ribosomal small subunit biogenesis; ribosomal small subunit export from nucleus. NCBI's taxonomy places the organism in Eukaryota, Metazoa, Chordata, Actinopteri, Lampriformes, Lampridae. Gene Ontology annotation, cellular component: preribosome, small subunit precursor; cytosol; nucleus. The coding region runs from base 148 to 1554 and encodes 468 amino acids. The transcript is spliced from 11 exons.